AUGGCCACCCCUGGAGAAGGCAACCAAUCCAGCGAUGAAGGGGCGCCCCAGCCAGAGGUACAGCUGCAGCAACUUGAGCCUCGAGUGGCCCGCAGACGCCUGUCCCAGGCCCGCCACAGAGCCACCCUGGCAGGCCUCUUCAACAACCUGAGGAGGACCGUCUACUCCCAAUCUGAUCUCACAGCUUCAAAGUGGCAGGUACUGAAUAAGACGAAGACCCACAUUCAGGAACUGGAACAAACCCUGGAUAAUCUGCUGAGGCUCAAAGGGUCCUUCAACUUGGAGGAUGGGAAUGCCAGCAGCUUAGAGGAGGUUAAGGAAGAAUAUGCCAGAAUGUACUCUGAGGAUGACAGCAUACUCGUCAACGGUUUUCCUCAGAACAUUUCCCCCCCAUGGUGCCUCACUGGGGCUGCUGGGAAGGAUGAUGAGGAAGGAGGAUAUGAUGAAGAGAUAGAGGAGGAGGAGAAACAGGAAGAGGAGGAAGAAGAGGAAGAGGAGAAAAAAGUGGAUCUCUCACAGUCCUCUGACAGUCUGUUGCCAGAUCUCCUGGAAUUUGAACGGUACCUCAACUUUUACAAGCAGACGAUGGAUCUCCUGACCAUGAACAGCAUCAUCUCCCCCCAGGAAGCGACACUCCCUAUCGUUUCUGCGGCCAUCUCCCACCUGUGGCAGACCCUCUCUGAGGAGAAGAAGGCCUGUCUCCUGCAGGUGUGGGAGCAGCAGAGCAGCAGCCUCUCGGACCUCACAGAGGCCUGUCUAGAACUGGCCUGCGUGGAAAGCAGUGUGAAGGACAGCGGGGUGGACAGCCAAGGGGCCAGCUGCUCACUGGAAUCCACCCCAGAAGAGGUCCUUUUUGAAGAUGCUUUCGACGUGGCCAGUUUCCUGGACAAGAAUGAGGCUCAGCAUAUGUCUAACAUCAGCUCUGUGUUUGCCAACUGCAACCCAGAAAAUCCAGAGGAGAAAUUUCAGCUCUACAUCCAGAUCAUCGAGUUUUUUAAAGGCCUCUGCUGCGUUAACACUCCACUGAACCAGGAACCAGAUCCUGCAGUCGAUGAUGAAAUGAUGUUGCUCAAGUGCCUGGAGACCUUUGAUGACGAUGACCUGUAA
This is a messenger RNA of Onychomys torridus (southern grasshopper mouse), 1107 nucleotides long. RefSeq names its product stimulated by retinoic acid 8 (gene Stra8). Gene Ontology annotation, molecular function: protein dimerization activity. The coding region runs from base 1 to 1107 and encodes 368 amino acids. Gene Ontology annotation, biological process: meiotic cell cycle; cellular response to retinoic acid. The record is from RefSeq and is a predicted model, not a curated record. The transcript has 8 exons. NCBI's taxonomy places the organism in Eukaryota, Metazoa, Chordata, Mammalia, Rodentia, Cricetidae.